GAGCUUCCCAGUUGGGACAGCUGUCUCCCAUGGCCCUUCAUCUCCACGCUCCUCCACGGGGAUGGAUGGCUGGGAAUUCAUCAAUGCUGCCUCCCGUCGAAGCGCCGAAGCGUCAGUCUGUCGUGGAGCCGCGCAAUUGGUUCGUCUGGCCUUGCAUCGAAACAACACCAACAUCGAAUGAUGCCCAUCACCAUUUGUCUGGUGCAUCCCAUCCUUGCAUCCACCUCAAUCUUUUUCAGCUGCAAGCUACCCUGGACGCUGCCUGUCCACGGCCAAUCAAUUCCCGGUGGCUGCAUCCCGCCUUCGUGCCACCGGUUCCGUUUACUCCGGACUGCCAUCAGACCAGUUCAAUGUCAUGUGAUUUGUUCUCGCUCACGUGACGACCCUCACUCACUCCCUAGCACCAUCUUUUCGAAUCUUGCCUGCCAUCACUUGCUCGUAUCCAUCACCAUCCGUUCGACAGUUUCGCAGACAGACGUACAGAAAUCGGGCUAGUUAGAGCUCUUUUUCGAUCAAUCCAAUCAAAUUCUCUCCUCCAAUCAUCAGAGUCGUGAUGUCUUCGCUCUUCUUCAUCGCCAUCAGAUCAACAUCUUCGCAUAUUCAAGCACUCACCCAGCCAGCAUUGCUCGUCUCGUCUCCUAACACCUCUUUGAUAUCCACU
Messenger RNA from Periconia digitata, 661 nucleotides. NCBI's taxonomy places the organism in Eukaryota, Fungi, Ascomycota, Dothideomycetes, Pleosporales, Periconiaceae. The record is from the annotation of a GenBank genome assembly.